This is a messenger RNA of Diospyros lotus (date-plum), 2991 nucleotides long. RefSeq lists its product as uncharacterized. The coding region runs from base 111 to 2807 and encodes 898 amino acids. The transcript is spliced from 13 exons. Gene Ontology annotation, molecular function: protein binding. The record is from RefSeq and is a predicted model, not a curated record. Lineage: Eukaryota; Viridiplantae; Streptophyta; Magnoliopsida; Ericales; Ebenaceae.
CUUUGGGGGUAAAAACUCGCUUAAACCUCCCUCGCUGCUCCUGUGAGCCAUGGUGUUAUCCACUCGCUCCUCCUGAACCCGUCCUCCCUCCCCCUAUCUGCAAUCUGAUAAUGGCAAACCUCUUAACCUCUUCGCACUUACCAUUUACAUUCGCAUACCCCUCAUUAUCAUCAUCAUCAUCUUCUUCUUCUUGCUAUUUGGCAUAUCGAAACUGUCGAAAUGUUGUAAGGUUAGCGUCGGCAGUGUCGUCGCCGGAGAGGAAGACGACGAGGAGGAGGAAGAGGAGACAGAAGCAGCAAGGUAAGGACGAGGAGGCAACAGUGACAGGUCUUGGGGUGUCGACCGCCGAGAAAGGGCUGAGGCUGGUGUUCAUGGAGGAGCUCAUGGAACGCGCUCGCAAACGCGAUUCCGCCGGCGUUUCCGAAGUCAUGUACGAUAUGAUUGCCGCCGGCCUUAGCCCUGGCCCCCGCUCCUUCCACGGAUUGAUCGUCUCCCAUGUCCUUGCCGGCGACGAUGAGGGCGCUAUGCAUGCAUUGAGAAGGGAGUUGUGUGAAGGCCUUUGUCCUCUCCACGAAACAUUUGUUGCAUUGAUCCGUUUGUUUGGUUCCAAGGGCCGUGCUACUAGAGGCUUGGAAAUUCUUGCUGCAAUGGAGAAGCUACAUUUUGACAUUCGUCAUGGUUGGCUGGUUCUUGUUGAGGAACUUGUCAGAAGUAAUCAUCUCGAAGAUGCUAACAAAGUGUUCCUGAAGGGUGCUGAAGGUGGAUUGAGAGCUACUGAUGAGCUUUAUGAUCUUUUAAUUGAGGAGGACUGUAAAGUUGGGGAUCACUCGAAUGCACUAACAAUAGCUUAUGAAAUGGAGGCAGCAGGCCGGAUGGCAACUACAUUUCAUUUCAAUUGUCUUCUAAGUGUGCAGGCUACUUGCGGAAUUCCCGAAGUCGCUUUUGCAACAUUUGAGAAUAUGGAAUACGGGGAAGAUUAUAUGAAACCUGAUACGGAGACAUAUAAUUGGGUAAUCCAAGCAUAUACAAGAGCAGAGUCCUACGACAGGGUACAAGAUGUUGCUGAGUUGCUUGGCAUGAUGGUUGAAGACCACAAGCGUUUGCAUCCUAAUGUGAAAACUUAUGCCCUAUUAGUGGAGUGCUUUACCAAGUACUGUGUUAUAAAUGAAGCUAUUCGACAUUUUCGUGCCCUUAAAAACUUUGAAGAGGGAACAAAGGUUUUGCAUAAUGAGGGAAAAUAUGGUGAUCCACUUUCAUUGUAUCUUCGAGCACUGUGUAGAGAAGGACGGAUCAUUGAGUUGCUCGAAGCUUUAGAAGCAAUGGAAAAAGACAAGCAAACACUUCCACCUAGGGCCAUGAUAUUGAAUAGAAAAUAUAGAACACUGAUUAGUUCCUGGAUUGAACCUUUGCAUGAAGAGGCUGAGCUUGGAUACGAGAUUGACUAUAUUGCCAGGUAUAUUGCAGAGGGAGGAUUGACAGGUGAACGCAAGAGAUGGGUACCUCGAAGAGGAAAAACCCCUUUAGAUCCUGACGCCCUUGGAUUUGUUUAUAAUUACCCAAUAGAAACCUCCUUCAAACAAAGGUGUCUUGAGGAUUGGAAGAUGCAUCACCGAAAGUUGUUGAGAACAUUGAGGAAUGAAGGACCUUUGGCUUUGGGGGUCGUUUCUGAAUCUGAUUACAUCCGAGUCGAGGAGAGGCUAAAGAAAAUUAUUAAGGGGCCUGACCAAAAUGUUUUAAAGCCAAAAGCUGCAAGUAAGAUGAUAGUAUCUGAGCUAAAGGAAGAGCUAGAAGCACAAGGUUUGCCCAUUGAUGGAACUAGAAAUGUGCUUUAUCAGCGCGUGCAGAAAGCAAGGAGAAUAAAUCGUUCAAGAGGUCGGCCCCUUUGGGUACCUCCAGUGGAAGAGGAAGAAGAAGAGGUUGAUGAAGAGCUUGAUGAAUUGAUUUCACGAAUCAAGCUGGAAGAAGGAAACACAGAAUUUUGGAGACGUCGUUUUUUAGGAGAAGGGUUAAAUAAUGAACACGGAGAACCCAUUGAUGUAAAGCUGUCAGAAGAUGAUGAUGUCUUGGAGGAUUCCACUGAAAUUGAAGAUGUUUCAAAAGAGGUUGAUGAUGAAGAGACAGAAGAAGAGGAAGAGGAUACUGAACAAACUGAAAUCCAAGUAGGUGAUAGGGUCAAGGACAAGGAAGUUGAAGCUGCAAAGCCUCCUCCAAUGAUUGGAGUACAAUUGUUGAAAGAUUCUGAUGCUACAUCCACCCCAGCUAGGAAAUCCAGGAGAAGGGUUUCUCGAAUAUCAGUAGAGGACGACGACGAUGACGACUGGUUUCCAGAGGACAUAUAUGAGGCAUUAAAGGAGUUGAGGAAUAGGAAAGUUUUUGAUGUAUCUGAUAUGUACACCAUUGCCGAUGCUUGGGGUUGGACAUGGGAAAGAGAACUGAAGAACAAGGUUCCUCGAAGAUGGUCACAGGAAUGGGAAGUUGAGUUGGCAAUAAAAGUAAUGCUAAAGGUUAUAGAAUUGGGUGGGACACCAACUAUUGGGGAUUGUGCCAUGAUACUACGUGCAGCUAUACGGGCUCCUGUGCCAUCAGCUUUCUUGAACAUUUUGCAGACAGCACACAAUCUUGGUUACUUUUUUGGGAGCCCCCUCUAUGAUGAAGUCAUCACACUAUGCCUUGAUAUUGGGGAAUUAGAUGCAGCUGUUGCUAUAGUUGCAGACCUGGAAACAAGUGGGAUCAAAGUGCCAGACCAAACCCUAGAUAGAGUUAUUUCUGCUAGACAAAGACCUGAUGACGUUGGUGAUGGCCAGUGACAAUUGCAGUUCAAUAGUUUUGUACAUAAUUCAUUUGUUGUAAUAAUAUAAUGCAUUUUGCUCCCUCAUGUCAUAAAAGCAGAGUCCCAAGUUUAGUUGAUGUAAUGGAAGGCUAAAAGUUGGAGGAAAAUUCAAAAAUAUUAUAAUUUUUAAAAUAAAUUAACAAAAUAUUGCAUGUUCCAAA